Molecule: messenger RNA, 3111 nt
Organism: Pyrus x bretschneideri (Chinese white pear)
Lineage: Eukaryota; Viridiplantae; Streptophyta; Magnoliopsida; Rosales; Rosaceae
Product: serine/threonine-protein kinase D6PK
Exons: 3
Coding region: 578-3040 (820 amino acids)
Biological process (GO): protein phosphorylation
Cellular component (GO): cytoplasm; plasma membrane; nucleus
Molecular function (GO): ATP binding; protein serine/threonine kinase activity
Source: RefSeq, a predicted model, not a curated record
CGAGAAGACGGGGAGAGAGAGAGAGAGGGCAAGAGUCACCAUCUCUGAAAAAGAAGUGUAGUUUAAAGAAGGAACACGCGUGGGUCCCACUCUCCUCUGCCGGGCCGGCCCCACUCUCUCUCCCUUUAGCACUCUAGAGCCUCUCGCUCCUCAGUCAGCAGCUUACUACUAAAGUGCGCGCAGCCCACCUACAAAAAAGCAAAAGCUGUUUAAUUACAUCCACCAUAAUCACAUAGAUCACAGAGACCAGAGAGAGAGAGAGAGAGAGAGAGAGAGAGAGAGAAACAGCUCUAGAGAGAGAAAAGUUAGAGAGAGAGAGCUCUGGUCUCGCUUUGGCUCCCCGAAAUUGCAAAAAAAAAAGGAAAAAAAGUGAAGGAAGAAAAAAACCUCGGCAUUUGAUUAGUAGCUAACCCUUGCCAUUUUCGUUGUUGUUGGUCACAGGGCCUUCCGGCUUCCGCAGGUGUAAAUGUUCGACUUCGUUUUGCUCUGGUGCGUUUGCCAUUGCGAUUCUUCUGCGUUUGCAAUUUUGAAUAUUAUUCGUUCCAAGAAUUUUCUAUGAGAUACGUGGUUAUCAGGCAUGGAGAGGGUUUCGGAAUCAAAGGUGCUUCCUAAAAAGUUUCCCGUGGGAGUUGAGGUGAUUUAUUCACGUUCGGCCUCAACAAGAGGAGUGGAUCACUUGUCAAACAUGCACUCUGGUUUGGCAAGAGAAGAUGUUGCUUCUACUAGAGACAGGGGUCAGUUAUCCAAUGGACCAGGCAUGGAGAGGGUUUCGGAAUCAAAGGAGCUUCCUAAAAAGUUUCCCAUGGGAGUUGAGGUGAUUUAUUCACGUUCGACCUCAACAAGAGGAGUGGAUCACUUGUCAAAUGUACGCUCUGGUUUGGCAAGAGAAGAUGUUGCUUCUACUAGAGACAGGGGUCAGUUAUCCAAUGGGCGCUUAGGCUUGGUGAGAGAAGAAAUUGCAUUGGCAAGGCAAAUGGCUGAGUUGUCAAAUGUGCAUUCUGUUAUGGUAAAAGAUGGGAGAUUUAAUGCACAGGAGUCUCGAGAUUCUGACUUGCCCAUACCUUUAAGAACAAGGAAAGGAAAGGUCUCUUUGCCAGAAGAGGAAGAACUUUUGUCUGGCUCUCUCACAUUCAAGGGAAGUAUAGAUUCAUUUGAUGAAGGUGGUCCUAGUUUUUUCGCCGGGGUUAGUCACCCUCCAGAACCUGUUGAUAUGGAUCUAAUGAAACCAGUGUAUGUACCGAUUGGUCAGAAUAAGUCCGACACUGGAUGCUUGAUGAAGAGCUUAUCUGUGAAAGGCCCUUUUCUAGAAGAUCUUUCCCCCCGGGUUCCUGCUAAGAAACCAAGUCCAACUGUUCUUUCCCCUUCUGAAAGCUUGCUUGAAGAACCCAACGACAUAGGUGCGCUGUCUCCGCCAUUUGCGGUUCAGCGUGCAUCACAGAAUACAGAUAAUUCACUCAUUCCUCCAGAUUCCGAGGAGAAGGAGUGUGUUUGGGAUGCUUCUUUGCCUCCGAGUGGUAAUGUAAGUCCACUUAGUAGCAUUGAUAGUGCUUGUGUUGUCACUGCUAUGAGUAUUGCCAAUAGCUGCGCUAGUACAUAUAGGAGUGACGCAAUCACUAGUGAUGGCAUGCUUAGUUUUGAGAGAAAUGGUGAAAGUACCAAAGGGAGUGUUAGAGGGGAUUCACUUGAGAGUGCAAAAACUAGUGUUAGUCGAGCAAGUGUUAGUAGUGGCGUUAGUGAUGACAGCAACUGGAGCAACCUUACUGGGAGUGCUAAUAAGCCCCAUAAAGGAAAUGAUCCUAGGUGGAAGGCAAUUCUUGCUAUUCGAGUUCGGGAUGGGAUUUUGGGUAUGAGCCAUUUUAGAUUACUCAAACGGCUUGGUUGUGGUGAUAUUGGUAGUGUCUAUCUUUCAGAACUAAGUGGAACCCGCUGUUAUUUCGCAAUGAAAGUAAUGGACAAGGCAUCCCUUGCAAGCAGGAAGAAGUUGACUAGGGCUCAGACAGAACGGGAGAUUUUGCAACUGCUGGACCAUCCAUUCCUUCCAACUUUAUAUACACAUUUUGAGACCGACAGGUUCUGCUGUUUGGUCAUGGAAUAUUGUCCAGGUGGUGAUCUGCACACUCUGAGGCAACGACAACCUGGAAAACACUUCUCAGAGUAUGCUGCGAGAUUCUAUGCUGCGGAGGUUCUGUUGGCACUAGAGUAUCUACACAUGCUUGGAGUUGUCUACAGGGACUUAAAACCUGAAAAUGUGCUUGUUCGUGACGAUGGCCACAUAAUGCUCUCUGACUUUGAUCUUUCACUGAGAUGCUCUGUUUCACCGACCCUGAUAAGAACUUCAUAUGAUUCGGAUCCCUCCAAACGAGGAGCAGGUGCGUUCUGCGUCCAGCCUGCAUGUAUUGAGCCGUCAUCAGUAUGCAUUCAGCCUUCUUGUUUUAUCCCAAGGUUCUUCCCUCAGAAAAGCAAGAAGAGCCGAAAGCCUCGAGCUGAGCCAGGGUUUGCCACCAAUGCACUUCCAGAGCUUGUUGCUGAGCCUACUCAAGCUCGGUCCAUGUCUUUUGUUGGAACCCAUGAAUACCUAGCCCCUGAAAUUAUUAAGGGAGAAGGCCAUGGUAGUGCAGUUGAUUGGUGGACGUUUGGUAUAUUCUUGCAUGAAUUACUGUAUGGCAAAACCCCUUUUAAAGGUUCAGGAAACCGUGCUACACUGUUCAAUGUGGUGGGGCAGCAACUUAAAUUCCCAGAUUCCCCCGCAACUAGUUAUGCAAGCCGCGAUCUAAUUCGGGGUUUGCUGGUGAAAGAGCCACAGCACCGGCUUGGGGUGAAAAGGGGUGCAACUGAGAUCAAACAGCAUCCCUUCUUCGAAGGUGUAAAUUGGGCUCUAAUACGAUGCAGCACACCACCAGAAGUACCAAGACCGAUGGAAACUGAACUGCCAGUGAAAUUUAACGCAGUUGAACCUGUUGGUGUCGGAAGCAACAGUAAAAGAAUGGUUGGGGCAGACGUGAAGUCCGGGGGUAAAUAUCUAGACUUUGAGUUCUUUUAGUUUGGAUCACAUGGUUAUUGUGCUAUCUUGUAUUCGUACCCAUCAUUUAAAUCCCACAAGAGUAUGCCUGA